Doryrhamphus excisus (bluestripe pipefish) is the source of this 3285-nucleotide messenger RNA. It is a transcript of the gene prkacab, whose product is annotated as protein kinase, cAMP-dependent, catalytic, alpha, genome duplicate b. Gene Ontology annotation, molecular function: cAMP-dependent protein kinase activity; protein kinase A regulatory subunit binding; ATP binding. Gene Ontology annotation, biological process: protein phosphorylation. Gene Ontology annotation, cellular component: nucleus; cAMP-dependent protein kinase complex; cytosol. The record is from RefSeq and is a predicted model, not a curated record. NCBI's taxonomy places the organism in Eukaryota, Metazoa, Chordata, Actinopteri, Syngnathiformes, Syngnathidae.
GGUUCAGUAGAGUGGGCGGGACGUUCAUUGGGCUGUAGUUCCGUCAUCUCGCGCGUCCCCGGGGCUACGGGGGGCCAAUGUUGAUUUGGGCGAAUACUCGUCGAUGUCUGGGAAGAUUUGACUUCUAAAAAGCCAAGUCGGCUAGUGCCAAGGUGGCAGCCUUUUCCGACCGAGAACACCGAAUUCCUGCCUCCUGUGUUGCUGUGUUUUUAGAGGCUGGGGGUGAAGGUGGGAAGGCAGGGGGGCCUCGCUCGGUGGGGGCUGCAAGGAGGCUGAGGAGAAGACUGGUCCUCCGUCGUUCAGGCCGACGGAGCUCCGCGCUAUCUGGGAAGCUUUAGCGGCCCAGUGAGGAGAUUUUAUCACCUCACCGAACGAGCGCCCGCACCCCCAUCCACUGCAUCAGCAGUCGACAGCCUGUUCGAGAUCAACACUUUGUUCGCUCCGGUUGGAUUUAGGCGAUACUGUCGAUUCCUAAUCGAGCUUAGAGCUGCUUAACGGGCCCAAUAACGACGGAUCGCUCCUUGACGAGUUGUCAUCAUGGGCAACGCGCCCACGGCCAGGAAGGGCAGCGAGAUGGAAAGCGUCAAGGAGUUCCUUGCUAAAGCCAAAGAGGACUUCCUCAAGAAGUGGGAGAACCCUGAACAGAACACUGCUUGCCUGGAGCAGUUUGAGAGGUUGAAAACUCUGGGCACGGGAUCAUUUGGUCGUGUUAUGCUGGUGAGGCACAGAGAAACGGGACAGCACUACGCCAUGAAGAUCCUCAACAAGCAGAAGGUGGUGAAGCUCAAGCAGAUAGAGCACACUCUGAAUGAGAAGAGAAUUCUUCAGGCUGUCAAUUUUCCUUUUCUGGUGCGGUUAGAGUACUCCUUCAAGGACAACACUAACCUCUACAUGGUAAUGGAGUACGUGCCGGGUGGAGAGAUGUUUUCCCAUCUACGGAGAAUUGGCAGAUUUAGUGAGCCUCAUGCUCGGUUCUACGCUGCUCAAAUUGUUCUGACCUUUGAGUACCUGCAUGCUCUGGACCUGAUUUACAGAGACCUGAAACCUGAAAACCUUCUCAUAGACCAACAGGGCUACAUACAGGUGACAGAUUUUGGCUUUGCCAAACGUGUAAAGGGCAGGACUUGGACACUGUGUGGCACUCCAGAAUAUCUGGCCCCUGAAAUCAUUCUCAGCAAGGGGUAUAACAAGGCGGUGGACUGGUGGGCCCUGGGCGUACUGGUCUAUGAAAUGGCAGCAGGGUACCCCCCUUUCUUCGCUGACCAGCCUAUUCAGAUCUAUGAGAAGAUUGUAUCAGGGAAGGUGCGUUUCCCAUCUCACUUCAGCUCAGACCUAAAGGACCUUCUGAGGAACCUGCUACAGGUUGAUUUAACAAAACGCUACGGGAACCUCAAGAACGGGGUCAACGACAUCAAAGGACACAAGUGGUUUUCAACCACCGACUGGAUCGCCAUUUACCAGAAAAAGGUGGAAGCGCCAUUCGUCCCCAAGUUUAAGGGACCGGGCGACACCAGCAACUUUGACGACUACGAGGAGGAGGAGAUUCGCAUUUCCUUCAAUGAGAAAUGUGCCAAGGAGUUUGCUGAGUUCUAAAGCGAGCGAGCGAGUGAGUGAAUGAGGGAGGGAAUUGAUGAGGAAGCAGUGGGGGGGGGGAGUCAGAGCUAUGCUGGUCGAGUGGGAGAUCUAAGAAGGAGCGUGCCGUCCGUCUCCUGUCACAAUCACAAGCACCAGCUGCAAAAAGGGGGGAAAAAGGUAUCGAGAGGCGAUAAGAGAGAGCAAGAAAACCGAUUACCAGCAGUGUUGCCUUUUUCUGUUCUACUUUACUUUACGAUUCUAUCUCAUGUUUGGAUCCCUUUAUAAUGAAGGUGUGCUUCAAAUUCAUAGAUGCGGGGAACCCCUCUUGUUUAGAAUUGCUGCGACACAGUUUCCUCCCUGCUGGUAUCGUUCCUUGUUCCGUUCUUCACAUUUGCGGCGCAGGAGAGGCAAAACUGUUUGUUAGCAUCAACCAUUCCAUCUGUUUGUCGUAUACGUGAAGCUCACUGAGACUUCGGAAGUCGGAAGUCUAAAUUCACAUUAAUAAUUGGCUGGCCUUUUCCCCUGAUAAGUGAAAGAGAUUUCAUCAAUAAAUCACAGACAAACAUUCAGCUUGAAUUUUGAUUUUGAAGCUAUUCUUUUUUUUCUCCCUGACUCCGUAUGCUUUUACAGUAAACCUCGGAUAUAUCGGAUUCAAUUGUUCCCACUGGUUUUGUCCGAUAUAAGCGAAAUCCGUUAUAUGCGUAUAUCGGAAAAUGUCCGUUUUACGCAUAUAUCGGAUUUAUAUCCGGUAUAUGCGUGAAUCGGAUUUUAUCCGUUAUAAAAAGGCACUUCCUUGACUAUGUUUCCAAUGUACCUGGACGCGCAGGCAACGCUGCAAACGCUGCAAAUGACGUCGUAUAGCGGCCUGUCACGAUUCGGCGAAUCGGAGCGCCACGAUGCGGCCAUCCGAUAUAUGCGAGGGAAAUUUAAUGGAAAUGCAUUGGAACGGGACUGGAGAUUUUGUCCGAAAUAGGCGAAAUCCGUUAUAAAAAAUCCGAUAUAUGCAAUGAAUUUUUAUUGGAAAUGCAUUACAGAAAAAUCGGUUCUUUUUUAUCUGUCCGUUGCGAGCGAAUUUCCGAUAUAUCCGAGUCCGAUAUAUCCGAGAUUUACUGUAUAUUGACCGGCAAUGAAAAAACAAACCAUAUGAUGCAGUCAGACAGGAAAGUCACUCAUGUUGACUAUGUGACUCUUUAUUCUCAUUGUUAGCAUAGCAAGACUUUGUCCAUCUCCACAAAAAAAAAAAAAAACACUUUUAAUGUUUAAAAUGUGUCUCCGCCGAUAUCAUGUCAUGCUAACACAAAGAAAGCGGGAAUGCAAAAUCUGUGUUUUAAUGGUGGAAGGAACACCGUCACAUGGUAUCUCAGGUUUGAACAUAUCACUCAACGGGGAUAUUCAAUGAGCAUAACUCAUGACAUGGAAAAUUUCAAGUUGUGGUUGGAAUUAAAAAGGAACAAAAGGGAAUUUUUAGAUAUUUGAUUAGUGUCUUCCACAGUUUUGCCCUUCCAUUUAAGUUUUGUGACUGGACAUAAGCCCGUGCUGUCGACACUCAGCGCUCAUCUACCGGCAACGUUGGUUUUGCAUGUUUUUUUUGCCCUGUAAAAAGACUGUCUGAGGCAGACUACCUCAAACUGCUUCUGGAUCACCAGAGCACUUUGAUCUGUCAUUGAUGGUGGUCUUAUUUGUGUCCUUUUUUUUUUUUUUUUUUUUUUU